UUGGCUCAAUCGUGUAUUGGAACGCGCAGUGAACACAUCGAACAGGAAAGAACAAAGCCUCCAGAUAAUCCAGAGAUGUCGCUACGCAAGAAAGAGGACUAUAUACCCAUCAAGUGCGAGGGCUGGGACGGCAAGUUCGUCUAUCAGGAUGGAGCCGUGAACAAUGUGUCCAAGGUCCGGCGCCACAAUCAGAAUGUGACCAACACCAACAACUUCUACGGCUGCAGCUCGGAGCCCACUGUGCUGCCCACCGCCUGGGAUGGCACCUUCGUGAAAAGCGGCGAAUCGCGCAUCAAGCCCGAACGCAAUCGGUCGGACGAUCAGGACUAUUACGAUUACAACUCGGAUCCGACCGUGCUGCCACCGACAUGGAGCGGCGAGUUUGUCACCGAUCCCAACGAUGUGCGCAUUAAGCCAGAGAGAAACUUCUCCGAUGCCCGGGACUAUGCCGAGGCGAGUCGCUUCAAGCUGGUUCAGCACUGACAGAGAUAUAUCCUAUCCCUAUCCCUAUCCCGAUCUUCUACUACAUUUCGUGAGCAAUCAAACUAACUCUGCAAUCAGUAUACGUAUUCCCCAAUUUGUUUAGUUCGGUUUUGCAUUGUACCCUAACCUAAGCGUUCGUUCGUUGUAUUUUUAUUUUUAUAGAUAUUUAUUCGUACACCUAAUAAACAAAGCAACACAAAACACAA
Molecule: messenger RNA, 689 nt
Organism: Drosophila guanche
Lineage: Eukaryota; Metazoa; Arthropoda; Insecta; Diptera; Drosophilidae
Exons: 1
Coding region: 76-483 (135 amino acids)
Source: RefSeq, a predicted model, not a curated record